This is a messenger RNA of Prunus dulcis (almond), 2240 nucleotides long. RefSeq names its product homogentisate phytyltransferase 1, chloroplastic. The record is from RefSeq and is a predicted model, not a curated record. Gene Ontology annotation, molecular function: prenyltransferase activity. Gene Ontology annotation, cellular component: membrane. The coding region runs from base 267 to 1487 and encodes 406 amino acids. NCBI's taxonomy places the organism in Eukaryota, Viridiplantae, Streptophyta, Magnoliopsida, Rosales, Rosaceae. The transcript has 13 exons.
GACAAAGGGUUCCCAUUUGUUCACAUGACUUUCAAACUCUGGUAUCCGAGGGUACCUCGUCUCUCCCCGGUCCUUUUGCCACAUCGUGAAAUAGAAAGGAGCUGAACACGUGUGUAGACAAUGGACCCGCAUCUUUUUAUUGGUAUAUAAUUCCACUAUUUAAUAUUUAUUUAAUGAGAGCAUCCAAAUGAGUUCUGAGUUCGCUUAAAGAUAGUAACUUGGAGGGUCUCUUGACGUGUUGAAGCAUCAUUUUGUUGGCCGAAGCAAUGGAUUCUGCGCUUCUUGUGUCCUUUCCAAAUGCUUCUGUAGGUGGGAACGGUUGGAGAAGGGGCAAUCUCAACAAGAGCUUUUCAGGUUCAUAUGCAGCAGUCAGAGUUUCAAGAAGCAGAGCAUGGGACAUCUUGGAAAGAUAUUGUGGUGUUGGGUCUCAGCAACAUCUUUUGAAGCAUCACACCAGAAACACUAAGGAAAAAUCUGCAUUCUACAGGAGGCAUGGUAAAAGGUUGUUGGUGAAUGCUACUGCUGGUCAUCCUCUUGAAUCCGAACCUGGAGCUUGUAAUUCGAAAAGCAAAUGGAUCUCUAUCAAAAAUGCCAUAGAUGCUUUUUACAGGUUUUCAAGGCCGCACACAGUUAUAGGCACAGCGUUGAGCAUAAUUUCAGUUUCUCUCCUUGCAGUUGAGAAUCUGUCAGAUUUUUCACCCUUAUUUUUCACAGGAGUGCUGGAGGCCGUAGUUGCUGCUCUCUUUAUGAAUAUUUACAUUGUUGGUUUGAAUCAGUUGUCUGACAUUGAUAUAGACAAGGUUAACAAGCCUUAUCUUCCAUUGGCAUCAGGAGAAUAUUCAGUUGGGACUGGCAUCAUGAUUGUGACAUCUUUUCUACUUCUGAGUUUUUGGCUUGGAUGGGUUGUUGGUUCAUGGCCAUUGUUUUGGGCCCUUUUCAUCAGUUUUGUCCUUGGAACUGCUUAUUCAAUCAACUUGCCACUAUUGAGAUGGAAGAGAUCUGCUGUGGUUGCAGCAAUGUGCAUCCUAGCUGUUCGGGCAGUGAUAGUUCAACUUGCUUUUUUCCUGCACAUGCAGAUUCAUGUGUACAAAAGACCAGCUGCCUUUUCUAGGCCACUAAUUUUUGCAACUGCAUUUAUGAGCUUCUUCUCAGUUGUUAUAGCAUUAUUUAAGGACAUACCUGAUAUUGAUGGAGAUAAAAUAUUCGGCAUUCGGUCUUUUACAGUACGUCUGGGACAAAAGCGGGUCUUUUGGAUUUGUAUUUCGCUACUUGAAAUGGCUUACAGUGUUGCCGUUUUAGUGGGAGCAUCAUCCGGCUUCCUGAUGAGCAAAUGCAUCACGGUUUUGGGACAUGCAAUUUUGGCUUCGAUACUCUGGAAUCGAGCCAAAUCUGUUGAUCUCAACAGCAAAGCUGCAAUAACAACCUUUUACAUGUUUAUAUGGAAGCUCUUCUAUGCUGAGUAUCUACUUAUACCACUUGUUAGAUGAGGAUGACAACUUAUUUGAGAUCAAAGGUUGCCUUCAAAAUCUUAGAGGGAAUAAAUCAAAUGCCAUUACUGGGAUUGUUCAACUUACUUUGUAGUUUGACAAUACAAUUGGGAACCUAUGAUGCAAUCACUCAACUCAUUAUCCUCAUAUUGCUCUGCUAACAGCGAUACCCAUCUUCUUUUUUGAGUACAAGCAAUAAUCUAAACUAGAAGGGAAGGGGGGUUUCUUGUACACACUACCAAAUAUGCCAUGAGGGUUCGGAUAUGAGACUACGGGUCUACAAGUCAAGAUCUUUUUCCACAAUGCUAGAUCCCCUUGCCACCCAUCUUUAAAAUUUCAUUGAUUGGAUUAAAAAGGGGAGAUGCUAAACCCAGUCAACUAAAGGAUUUUUCGACAAAUGCCACUGGCACUUAAUGUGAACGCUCUAAGCUGUUUUCAACCUGCAAACAAACCUCAUUAUAUCUGUCUGCGUGACAUGAUUUGUGCUUAACCCGUUACGACUGUUUGAAUUGAGUAUAAGCAUGUAGCACUUAUCCUCUGCUUAUAAAUAUUUGGGCAAUUUAAGGCCUACAUGCCCGACAUUCGGUUGGUCUGCUUAUGUAGUGCUCCUUUGUUUAUUUGUGUAAAGAAAAAUAAUAGGCAUACCAUAUUUAUAUACCACAUUGUGUACUACUUUUAUCAUAAUGGUGGAUUCCACUUCUAUUAAAAAGAUGGUACAUAAUGUGAUAUAUAAAUGUGAUAAGACUAGCAUUA